This is a messenger RNA of Dreissena polymorpha, 2813 nucleotides long. Its product is annotated as angiopoietin-1-like. The transcript has a single exon. Lineage: Eukaryota; Metazoa; Mollusca; Bivalvia; Myida; Dreissenidae. The record is from RefSeq and is a predicted model, not a curated record. The coding region runs from base 18 to 1646 and encodes 542 amino acids.
UACUGCGUCCUAAACGUAUGGAAUAUAGACGUAUAGUUAUGGGUUUUAGAAACAAAAUGUUAUACAUGCUUUAUUUAGUUUUACUUCAAACUGUUUCUUCACAAUUGUUAAGUGAAGCAUCGACAUCACGACUACUUAAACGAUUCGAAAGGUUUGAAGACGAUUUAUUCUUGAUUCGAAAGACUCUUAAAGAAGAAAGUGAUAUAUUUAGAGAGGACAUUUCUACGCUUUUUACCGAAUUGCGUAAUUUGCGAAAGGAUCUGGAUGACGAAAGGCAAUUAAGAAGAGGGGAUAUUUCUACGGUGUCUAACUGGUUAUCGGAAUCUUCUAGACAUGUUGUUAGCAAUGACAAAGGACCAAUUACCAUUGCGCAGCACGGAUCAUGUGAUUGUGAUGCUAUUGCUGGUCAAUAUAGAAAUCUUAUCAAUGCGUUUAAAAGUGAGAAAUCUGAGAAUAUAAUUCUUAAAAAGAAAUUCGACGAGAUGAAGAAAGAACAUGAUUUUGAAAUCGAUAAUCUUCGCGAAAUGUUUAAUAAUAGUGUUUCUGAAAUAAACAGUACGGAUAUAGCAUUACGUUUAGAAAUAGACACAAUAAAAAAUGAAGCAAUAGACAAUACGUUUAGCAGAGAAAACUUCGUGAACAUAAUUCUUCAACAGAAAUUCGAUGAACUUAGAAAAAAUUAUGAUUUUGAAAUCGGAAAUGUCCGCGAAACGUUGGAAAAUGUUAAUGCCAGAUUAGAUAGCGCGGACAGAAGAUUACGUUCAGAAAUAGACACCAUGAAACUUGAAGCACACGCGAAUUUGAGCGCUACACAGAAGCUGGUUCACAACAGCUAUUCCGUCUGUCAUAAAGAGAUAAAUCACACUCGUUCUUACUUCAACGACGGGUUAAUGCGUGUAAAUGAGUCAUUUACAAAUCGUUUUUUGAAUGCAAUUCAGGAUAUAUCUCGAAUGACAUCAGACAUUGUCAAUCUCAAUAUGUCAAAUGAAAUAUUAAAGAACUUGAACAACUUAACUGAUUCGUGUGACAGUGUAGAAAAAAAUGGCGAACAUAAAAUUUACCCCAGAUCUCACCCGAACGGAAUCAGGGUAUAUUGUAAUAAAGAAUCAACAAAUAAGGGAUGGAUAGUAAUACAGAGGAGAGCAGACAUGUCGGUGAAUUUCAACCGCACUUGGGUUGAUUACAAAACUGGCUUUGGCAACUUGAGUGGGGAAUUCUGGUUGGGCAAUGAGCAUAUCUUCAAGCUGACUAAGGACAAACCGAGAGAGCUCAGGAUUGAUAUCAAUAUAGGAGAGCAAUAUGCGCUGUAUUCCAAUUUCAGUAUUUCAUCUGAGUCUGAGAAGUAUAAGCUCCAUCUGUCCGGAUACUCUGGUGACGCAAGAGACGGUUUAGGUUAUCACAGUGGUAUGUCGUUUUCAACUUUCGACGCAGAUUAUGACAAUAUGAUGCAGGCGUGUUGUGCAUGCGAUGUUGGUGGCGGUUGGUGGUAUCGCAGUGAUGAUUGUUUUAAAACUAAUCUGAACGGGAAUCGCCCCGACCAGUUCGGCAGAGGAGUGAGGAGAGGAUUUAUGUGGUGGGCGUGGCGAAGAUUUGGAGGCCUUUAUGGAGGCAAUUUUCUGUUGUCUUCCUCAAUGAGCAUACGCUAAGAAUGUUCUUUAUUACUAUGAUGUGAUUUUUUAAAGCAUUGCCAUAAGAUCAAUACAACAAUUUAUCGAUGAAUGUUAUGGUUUAAUUUUGCUUAAUAUGAAUUGCAUCAUAUGAUAAAACACAUUUAUUUAUACAUUAAUAUGUGUUGCAUACCGUUGAAAACCCGUGACGGUUUUAUAUUCAAGACAUUAUAUGCUAACACUACAUCUCAAGUUUUAACUAACAAAUUGCAUCUUCAAUUGUUAUCACUUUUAUCCUCCUACAUGCAAAAUGUAUAGGAUAUUCGUUGUUAUUUUUGCCUACCAUGAUAUAUAUCCGAUUUAAACAAUAUAAUGGUACAAUUUAUAACAAGGGAAGCUUGCAUUUUUAAAUUAAAACUUUGGAUCUAAUUAAUCAUGAUGCAUUUGUGGCAAGUUUUUGUCUCAUAAUUUCAUCGCUUCUUAAGGGGUGUUGCGGCAGUUUAUUUAACCGAGGAUAUAUUUAUAGCAACACCGAUUAGCUAUUAUCACAACCCAAUAUUUUUGUUAUCAGAAUCAUCCCAAAUCACAGAGUGGGUUCAUAAUACAAAGGUCAGUGGUUCGAUGCCAGGUUCGGCUAACUUUUUUUAACUUCUUUUCUUUAAUUUAAUUCUUGUUUUAUACUGGAGCUCUUUAGAUCUGUUGUUUACAUUUAUCAAUUCAAAGCAUUUACCACUAACUUCAAAGCAUGCCGAAACCUGUAAACAAGUCCCUGUAAGUUAUUGAUGAUUAAGAUCGAGUUUGAUACCGUAUUGUCACAUGUUUGUGACUUAAUAUUGUAUUAUUAUUGUUAGUUUUUGGUAAACUGUUGAGAUCCCAGUUAAGAUUAUAAACAAUGUCUAAGGUUUAUGCAUAUUUUUAGCAAUCAAUGUACCGGUACUUGGGUUUAGCCAAAUUGCUAGAUUUUAUGAAAUUUGACAUAGACGGUAGGGAUAGUUAAACAACAAAAUAUGUGUUAAAGGUGCGGUGACCCCCUAUUUUUAUUUUUGUUUUAUGAUAACAAUACGUAGAUGAAAGUAUUUGAGCAGUUUCGCAGAAAGUUAUUUGUUAGAACUUUUUUAAAUUUCAUUUUUGUGGUAAAUAUAGAAACCAAUUGACGUUUUUUUGGGUGACAUAAACAUUAUAAAAAUUAAAUUUCUUAAAAAUUAA